Harpia harpyja (harpy eagle) is the source of this 4170-nucleotide messenger RNA. RefSeq names its product ring finger protein 166 (gene RNF166). Gene Ontology annotation, biological process: ubiquitin-dependent protein catabolic process; protein polyubiquitination. Gene Ontology annotation, molecular function: ubiquitin protein ligase activity. Lineage: Eukaryota; Metazoa; Chordata; Aves; Accipitriformes; Accipitridae. The coding region runs from base 559 to 1464 and encodes 301 amino acids. The record is from RefSeq and is a predicted model, not a curated record. The transcript is spliced from 6 exons.
ACACGCACACCUCGUCUUCUUCCUCCUCCUCUUCCUCCUCCUCCUCCUGUCCCGCCGCCGAGGCGCUGGAAGCGCAGUUCAGCUGCCCCAUCUGCCUGGAGGUUUUUCACCGAGCCGUCGGUAUCGCGGGCUGCGGACACACCCUGUUUUUGGGACACCUUGGUCUCUCGUGGAGGCCGUGGCUUUGCUUGGUCCCCCUCCACUCCCCCCCAGCUCUUUCGGGGCUGGGGGCACUUCAUGCCGGAGCAAGGAGCACCGUGACUUUGCCCCCCCGCCCCCGUGCAGCGGCAGAGGCUUAGCAACGUGUCGUUCCCCCCCCCCCCCCCCCGCCGUUCUGGGUGACGUGAGCUGGGUGGGCAGGCGGAGGGGACAGGGACCCCUGUGACAAUUGACUUUGUGGGUACGGAGCCGCUUUGCCUCCUGCCCGGGGCUGCCUCCCUCACGCUUCUUCUCCGCUGCUUUGAUUUCUCAUCCGCGUUCCUGCAGGCGUAAGGGACCUUGAAAGGAGGUGAGCCGUGGCUCUGACACGCUCGCUCGCUUUAUUCCUGUCCGGCCUGGAUGCUCGGCACCGGUUUUUAUUUUGGCUCCCUUCAAAUCCGCUCCCGGAUGCGGGUCUCGGAGCAGCGGCGUUGUCUGCGCCCCGGCUUUACGUCCAGUGAGCUCCUUCAGGGCUUGGGCUGUGCCUGGCCUCCCCGUGCCCUCUCCCAAGCUCCUGGUUCUGUCCCGUUCCUCCCAGUGUGGAUGCCAAUCCCUGGGUUUUGGGGCUGCCCUGCAGCCUGGGGAGUGCAGGAGUCCCCGAGAACGAGUGUGCCCUGGGGCUGGGGUCUUGCUUACCCCUCUGCCCUCCUCCUCCUCCUGGGCCGGGACGCUGCUGGGCCACUCGACGCUGCUCUCUGUGCCCCCAGGUUUUGCGGGGAGUGCCUGCAACCCUGCCUGCAAGUGCCAUCCCCGCUCUGCCCGCUCUGCCGCAUGCCCUUCGACCCCAAGAAGGUGGAAAAGGCUUCCAGCGUGGAGAAACAGCUUUCGUCCUACAAGGCUCCCUGCAGAGGCUGCAGCAAGAAGGUGACCCUUGCGAAAAUGCGCUCUCACGUCUCAUCCUGUGCGAAGGUGCAGGAGCAGAUGGCCAACUGCCCCAAGUUCGUUCCAGUUGUCCCCACGUCCCAACCUAUUCCCAGCAAUAUUCCCAAUCGCUCAACGUUCGUGUGCCCGUACUGUGGGGCCCGGAACCUGGACCAGCAGGAGCUGGUGAAGCACUGCAUGGAGAACCACCGCAACGACCCCAACAAAGUGGUGUGCCCAGUCUGCUCAGCCAUGCCCUGGGGGGACCCCAGUUACAAGAGUGCCAACUUCCUCCAGCACCUCCUCCACAGGCACAAGUUCUCCUACGACACCUUUGUGGACUAUAACAUCGAUGAGGAGGCAGCAUUGCAGGCUGCCCUGGCACUGUCGCUCUCUGAGAACUGAGGGUGACUGUGGAGCAUCGGUUCAGACCCCCCUCAUCACCCCGACUCCUUUUGCACACUUGGCCUUCCUGCCAGGGAGGCACAGAGCUCGUCAACCCCCGGCACACCCGGAGACUCGCUGCCACCUCUCUUCCCUCUCCUCCCUGGGCAAAUCCCACCUUGUUUAAGAAGGUGGAGUCUCUUUAGCAUCGCACUGAACCGGCGAGUGAGCAGAGACGUCCGCUGUUGGGAUGAGAGAGGAGUCGGCGCCGAAGGGCUGGGAUCAUUCCUCGGUUAGGCAUUUCAUAUCCGUAUACGGAGUAUAUACCUGUAUCCAGAUCUAUUUAUUAUUAGAUGCUUUUUGGCACCAUUUGUCUUCAUGCUCUCUGUUGCAAUUGAAUAGGUACGUAAAACUAUGAUGCAUUUUAUGCAGAAAUGCCCUACUUUGAAACUGCCAUUAUCCACAUCCUUUUUGAAAAGGAAGAAAACGGCACGGAGCAUCUUUUUUUAAACUCUGCAAGGCUAUUACCAGAGACGUCGGUCUGUCCCGUCCCCCAUGCUGCAGGCAGGAGCUGCCUCCUUUGCCUGCUACUGCCCAGGCCAGGCUGAAUCCCAGGGCGAGACGGUUGCCCUCGUGUGCCCUGUGAUGGCAGCGGGUUCGGAGGAGUCCAUGGGGACGGUGUCCGGCGUUCAGUGAAACUCUCACCUUCCUCGUUUUGUACCAGCUCUUGUGAUACUGAGUUCUUGCAUUUUUCUACAUUAAUCGGCGUGAUGCCUUUUCCACGUUUUAUAGAGUGGGAACAGAAGCUGUUACUCUUCACACUGCAAUAUCCGUCACCGGGGACAAGAGUAUUUUUAUGGAACAUUAUUAAGAAAGUAUAUUUUUAAAAAAAAAAAAACCCAAACAAAUGAACAUGCUGUGGAUUUGAAAUCAGGCAGGAAGCAGGAGCCGGACCCUGGGCCGGCGGGUGGGACUCCGCGGGGGCCGUGGGAAGAUCGCGGGUGUCCUCUUCGGUUGUUUUGGGGCCGUUCCCUUCCCUUGUCGUCGUGUUUCUCCGCAGGCGGGUGGUGAUGCAGGAGAGGCCGGGUCAGAGCAGCACCUCGUCAGCUGGAGGAACGGCUGCCAAGCAGCUCGCUGGGCUGCCCUUUUGAGGAGCAGCGGCACCACUUCCAUUCUCCAAGAGCCGCUUGGCCAGCCGUGCUCUCUGAGCUGCUAACCCUCUCCAGGACGCGUGGUCAGGCUCGGGAUGGCUUAACCCUUGCAGGCAGAGCUUCUGUGGCAGUGCUGGAUGUGGCCGCGGGCAGGGCGUAAUCUGGAGCGAUGGUUUUGUCUCUGCGAGCGGGCAGCGAGGGAGCAGGCAGGUUAGUUGUGGCACGCUGGCACUCGGUGCAGAGCAGCCGGGUUGUGUCUGGGCGAUGGGUGUGUGGGAGGGACGUCUGCCCAUGCAAGACCCCAACGCUGAGCAUCUUGUCCCCCUGAAAUAGGGGAUUGCGUUUCCCUCUCCCAGGUCUCUCCCUGGGUAUAGGGCACACCUGGGCAGAUGUUGAUCUGAGAGAUGCUCCAUAGCAUCCCGGUGACCUGUCCCCCCUGGUCCCCUUCCUCUGCUCUGCUGGGCUGGGAGAGGGUGGCAGGGAGAUCUCCUCUGCCAGGCCUUGGAUGGGCUGCUGCCAGCCUGAGCGUGGCCCCCCUGUGCAGAGCUGCCUGCAGGGACCCCGACACCCUUUGGGGUCACACCAGCGACGGGAUCAGCCCAAGGCUCUCGGUGGAGGAACCGCGGGGAGGCGGUGAUGUGUGAUACCCGCAGACCUGCUAGUUCAGCACUAAUCCCACAGCACCAGCCGUGCCGCGUUCCCGCAGGGGUUUGCAGAGAAAGAGGUGUGGGAGAGCAAUCCCUCUGCGUGUCCCUGCUUGGAGAAGUGCCCUUUCGUGGUUUAUCCAAGGCCUGGCUCCAGCUCCAGCUCUGCUCUAGCAAUACUGUCUUGUUUUUUACUUUUGAUUUAAAUAGUACUGGGUGUUUUGGGGGCCUGUGAGCUCCCCCGUGCCACCUGCAGCCCUACCAGGAGCAUGCAGAGACCAUCCGCUCCCCUGGCAGAGGGCAGGGAAAGGGCUGGAGCUGCUCCGCUCCCCUCCCUCAAGCCCGCUAGCGAGGAGGGAUGGGGUCUUCUCUUACCAGCAUGGCAUUGCUGGCACCUGCCCAGCCUGGGGGCUGUCCCUGGUGGGACGGAGAGCACUGGCGUCUCCCAAAAGGGACCCAGGAGGGUUUCCCUGUCCCAUCCUCAGCUGGGACCCUCGGGUCCCAGAGCAGCCUCCAUCAGAGCUCUCAGUUGCAGGGAGCUCCCUGCCUCUGGGGCAGCACUAUUAACCUCUCUGUCUCCUUCGUCCUCCUCCUCCUCCUUUUUGCCCUGCAACACCAGAGCAGGGGCAGCAACGGCUGCUUUUGUAAAGCACUUUAAGGGCCCAGGCUGCGAGGGUGCAGGCAGGCGCUGCACUGCACAGGCAGCUCCUGCCUCUCCCCACUUUGUGCAGGGUCAGGUCUGGCUCUGCCUGCCGCCGGCCGGGCUGUGCCGGGGCUCCCGCCGUGCCACCGGCCGUGCUCGUUAGUGUGUUACCUGCGACUUUUUGCAUAACUAGAACUUUUAACGAGACGUACUGUUUUUUGAAAAAGAAUAAAAUCAAUGACGUAUUUGUAGCAAACCAUUUUUCUCAAUAAAGGCAGUUUCAUCCACA